AUGUAUUAUUAUAAAUUAAUUUACAUUUUCUUUUUGUUAAUUUUUAUCAACAUUUCUGUUGGAAAUACCAAACAAAAAAACAAUUUAUUAUCCCACCGUCGAUGCAAAAGGGGUAAUAAUCUGCGUGGUUGUUUUGGAGGUGGAAGUAGAGGAAGGCCUGAUGAUCAACCUUUUAAACAGCGUGAGGGAAAGGGAAAGGCACAUGUUAAGGAAGAAAGUGAAGUUAAAGGAGGAAAUUCAAAGAAAAGGGCUUUAUUUGUUUGUCAUAACUCUUUCUACUCUCAUCUAAAAUAUAACGUAAAUUUAUAA
Meloidogyne enterolobii is the source of this 309-nucleotide messenger RNA. Lineage: Eukaryota; Metazoa; Nematoda; Chromadorea; Rhabditida; Meloidogynidae. The record is from the annotation of a GenBank genome assembly.